Arabidopsis arenosa is the source of this 2188-nucleotide messenger RNA. Lineage: Eukaryota; Viridiplantae; Streptophyta; Magnoliopsida; Brassicales; Brassicaceae. The record is from the annotation of a GenBank genome assembly.
UUGUUAACGCUUCAAAGCUUACUUGAUGUCGAUCCCUAGAAGAAACAAGCGCAAGGAAAGAUGUUCGCCGGAACCGCAAACACAACCACCGUCGGAGAAUCCUUCUUCUUCUUCUUUGGCAGCUGAUAACAUGCCUCCUCCAUCGAUGCUAGCUUCCCUUUUACCGCCAGGUUAUCAGUUUGUACCAAGCGAUCAACAACUCAUCUUUUAUUACUUGAAACCCUACUUGGACGGCUACAAGAACGUAUUGCUCAAUGUUCCUAUUCAUCUCGUGAAUAUCUAUGAGUCGAAUCCAGAACAACUUUCAGUGGGAUUCGAGAAGGGUAAUGAGAAAGAAUGGUUUAUUAUAUCGGAGAGGAACAAAGUUGAUCAAGGUUUAAGCAAGAAAAAGAGAGUUGGUAAUGGUGCGACAAAGCAGAAACGUGGCGACACUAAAGGAGGAUAUUGGCACGCAACAGGGGCUGCCCAAGAGAUCAACACUGGAGAAGGUGUCGUUGGCUACAAAACGGCACUUGCAUACUUUGUUAGGACACGGUCAGGCAGCAUCAAAACGGAUUGGUUAAUGAUUGAAUAUUCGUUGCAUCACACUUGUCACAACAACGACAAGGAUUAUACUUUGUGCAAGAUCUAUAUGACUCCACAAGCUAUAAAGAAGACGAAAGAAGUUGAAGAAGAGAAUAAGAAGCAGAAGAAAGGAGAAGACGUUACAUGUGGAAGCAUUAAUGGAAGUAAAACUGCAAUUGCACAUGUGGAAGCAUUGGAACAGCAGCAGCCUCGUAAUGUCGAGUAUCAUCAACCGCAUCAAUUGCAAGGCCCGCUAGAUUCUUAUCAACCGCAGCCAGCUCAUGAUGUUGUGUAUCAACAAACGCAACAGUUUUCGCAAGCCCCCAUAGAUUCUUAUCAACAGCAGCCAUCUCAUGAUAUUGUGUAUCAACAACCGCAUACUCCGCUGCUUUUGCCAGAUCUUGUCUCUUUUGAAAGAUCAGGGAUGGCAAUGACGGGCUGGAGCAACGACAAGACAGGGAUGGCAAUGACGGGCUGGAGCAACGACAAGAGCACCCAAGAAGACUUGUUGGAUAUGUCUAAAGAUGACAGGUUCUUUAGCAUGGAUGAAUUAUUCAAUAAUGUGGAAGAACAUGGUACUGUCGUCACUCAACAGCAACAACAACAACAGCAGCAGCUAAGUACACCGAUUCUUGCUUCUGGGCAAGGUCAGGAUUCAGGAUCCGGGAUGGUGACGAGCAACGACAACAACUUUCAAGAAGACUACUGGUUGGAUAUAUGUAAUGGCGUGUACAUUGACAUCGAUGCAUUAUUGAAUGAUAAAAUCCAUCCGGUAAGAGACCCGGAAGCGCCACCACAUCCAACGGCUCCCCUUGUUCCACGUGGCUCCUCGAGAUCGGAAAACGGUGAUCCUACCAAAACGCAGCAAGCAGCACCGUUGGAUCCUCCGAGGAAGAAGAAAGGAUCAAGAAGUUGUUGGUGCAGAUGCGUGUGCUACACGCUUCUUGUCCUCUUUCUCCUUAUUGCUAUCGUUGGAGCGAUCGUUGGUAUACUUUACCUUGUCUUUAGACCGAAAUUACCGGAUUACAAUAUAGACCGGUUACAGCUCACCCGGUUUCAACUAAACCAAGACUUGAGUUUAUCUACCGCGUUUAACGUUACCAUCACCGCGAAAAAUCCCAACGAGAAAAUCGGAAUUUACUAUGAAGAUGGAAGCAGAAUUAGUGUCUUGUACAUGCAAACCAGACUCAGUAAUGGGUCAUUGCCGAAAUUCUACCAAGGACAUGAGAAUACGACUAUUAUAUCCGUAGAAAUGACUGGUUUUAAUCAGAAUGCAACAAGUAUAAUGACGACAUUGCAAGAGCAACAACGGUUAACAGGAAGCAUACCGUUGCGGAUUAGAGUUACCCAACCGGUUCGGAUCAAACUCGGGAAAUUAAAGUUGAUGGAAGUAAGAUUUUUGGUUAGGUGUGGUGUAUCCGUUGAUAGCUUAGCUGCUAAUAGUGUGAUUAGGGUUAGAAGUAGUAACUGCAAAUACAGGUUUAGACUAUAAUUUCAUUUCUUAUUCAUAAUUAUUUUAAUAUUUGUCACAUUUUUUAUUAUUACAAUAUGGAGGGGUUGAGUGUUGUAGUUCCCCCCAUCCACGGUCGUCUCCUUUAUUUUUUAAGAAAAAGCAAUUUUGUUU